AUGGCACCUGUUCCUGCAGCAGCGGUAUUCUCUUUGCCUCUCGCCCCAUGGCAACAACCUGCCAGUGUGCGCGUAGCUCAGUACGAGCCUAGGAAGCGCAAGAAGGAUCUCUCUGACUGGGGGGACGAUGAUGAUGAUGUUGAUGGCGACACAACAGAUGCGGCAUCAGAGGCAGCUCCUGGUCCAUCACUCACCCUCUCCCCGGAUGAAGCCCAUCAAUAUCGCAUUGCUGGCCUUGCCUUCGACCAAGAAUUGCCUGGGGGCAAUUUCCCACAUGCCCCGGUUAAAGAUCAACCGACCCGUCGGCAGACACGUAACCAAGUCCUGAAAGAGUUGACUUCGUUGCCAUCUCCAAUCUAUCCUCCUCAGUCUGCAGCCCAUCAAGGGAAUCUACGUCUUCAGCAUCUUGCCGUGCUGUCUUCCAUUUUGCACCGUUGCCUCCUGCAGAAAGACUUCGUUCGAGCGGGCAGGGCGUGGGGGUUAAUCCUCCGUGAAGAAAUUGGGGGCAUCCCAAUUGACGUCCGCACUGAAGGGAGAUGGGGCAUUGGUGCAGAAAUCUUGCUCCGACGUGACUGCCAGGUCUCGGACAUGUCUCCUGAUAAUGCACAGGAACGUGAUGCAGAGCCGUCUGAGGCACCGCCCUCCAAACUUUUAUUCACAAGGCAGGGUUUUGAAAAGGCCAGGCAGUAUUACGAAACCCUCAUCAUUCAGCACCCAUACCGAAAAGCGGCACCUGAUGCUAUAAGCUCACUACACUUUUAUCCUGCCAUGUUUGGACUUUGGGUGUAUGUCACCCAAGAGGAGAGCAAUAUUUCUCGACAGAAAAUCUGGGACGCCCAUGGUGCGUCCCCUGACGAUUCGGAAGAAGAAGAUUCUGCGCUCGAUAUGCAACACCAUCAUGGCGCCCGACAGAAGACGCAUGCGCUGAUUGCCAGUGUUAGGAAGAGUGAGCUGGAACAGGCUCAGAAGAUUGCAGCCAGGAUGGACGAAAUUCUCGGAUCUCCCCCAUACUCUGACUCUCCUGAGUUACUGGAGCUCCGCGGAAUGAUCUCUCUCUGGAUUGCUGAUCUGUUUGUCUCAUCACUGCCAUAUGGGCGAACAGAGGGAGAUAUGGACGAUUAUGAUUCCGAUGAGACCGGUUCAUCAUCCGCCGAAGAUCUUCAAGACUCGCUUCAAGAGCGGCGAGAGCGCCGACUUGCAGUCGAGAGGAAGGAAUACGAGGUACAGAAGUCGCAGGAUUAUUUUUCGAAGGCCAAACAGCGUGGCAAAGGGGUCACCUCUACGUUUGGAGACCUGCAUAUAGAUGAUGAUGAUGCUUCAUUUGGAUAUACUCGGGUAACCAUGGGAGUGGGCGAUUAUGUGCACUCAAAAGAGGCUGGCCAGCCUCGACCACGCACAACUGAAGCCUCAAAACAGUCACGGCAGGCUCUAGCCGCACAAGCAAGGGUUGACGUCCCUCCAACAAAUCUGGUGGCGCCAGUGCCCCUGUCAAUCAACAAAUCAAUUCCCCUGGAGCAUUAUUCAACACCGGCAUUUAGCGAGCAGAUGCCUCAGGCGCCCGCGGAAAAUGGCGUGCAUAGAGACAUGUUUGACACCGAUGUGGAAGGCAUUGACGACUCAACUAUUGCUGCGACAAGUGUCAUGGGUGCAGAGGAUGCUCCACUUCAAUUCCAAUUACGACCCGCCACAGUUCCUCAAUAUCAAGAGGCAGCGCCAGUAGCGGAUGAGAGGCCACUGCAUCCGUCUCGAUUGCCACGCCGUGCUUACGAUGGCAAGUGGUACGAGAAUCUUGGAGACAGCGCUAUGAAAACAGCUGGUUUCGACUCAGAAGAUGUCGAUGAUGCAAGUCAAUUGACCUCCAUGGCCGGAGACGAUGAACGAUCUGAUACAACUGAGGACGGGAACUACGCCCGCAGAUACAGAUCCUCCACCGAGGAACCAUUAAGCAAACGACUACAGAGCUUUUGGACCGCCAGUAGGAGAUCUUACCAGAAUCCAGAACCACAAGCAUACCCCGAACCAUCAAAGACUGCUGCUCCUCCUCCUCUGCGGCAAUCCACAUCCGACGCCAGAUUAUCAAAACAGGCUCUACCCAACAGGAAAGUCACACUGCCACGCAGUAUGACAGCAACCCCACGGACACGCUUCAGUCCCCCCAAACCAUCUCUCCUAGAACAACUGGACAUAACCCCAACUCGUCGAACCUCAGGUCCUCGACCCCAACCCGGCAAAGAACCAGGAAUCACCAGUACCACCAACCACCACCAGCACCACCAGCGCCACAACUCCGACGACAACCACCUCUUCAACACCAGCCGCGACAGCCUACCACCCCUAACCACCUUCGACAUGACCAACAUCGACGACCUCGACGUCGAAGACGAUGACCACGACCCAAUCAACGACCCAUUCGCGCGCCGCAACUCCGUCCAACGCAUCGUCUCAGACGACCCCGACUUCCAACCCACCAAGAGCACCAUCACCAUCGGCCCCAGCACCAAAAACAAAAAACGAAACCUCGAAUCCGACUACCCGCCCGAAAUCCUGCGCCAAAAAUCCUUCAAGGACCUUCAAUCCGAACCCUUCGACCACACCCCAACCGCACCCGCUAAAUCCACCCCGACCACCACACCAGCCCCCAACCCAGGCCCCAACGCCACCUCGGACGAGAAAAUAGAUUUCUUACUAAACUCCGAAGACAAAGACCGCCGCGACUUCUUCUCCACGCUCACGAUGAACGAAUGGGAAGAUUACGGCGAUCUCCUCAUCGACCAAUUCAGCAACGCACUUUCCAAGAUGAAAGAUCUCCGCCAUGCAAGACGGAAAACGGCGGCGUUGUUUGAGGCGGAAAUUGCGAGGAGGAAUGAGGUUGUUGAGGAGCAGUCUGCUGAUUUGACCAGGAAGUUGGAGGAGAUGAGGAGUGGGGGGGCGGAGGUGUUGAGGGGGAGAACGCCUUGA
This is a messenger RNA of Aspergillus costaricaensis CBS 115574, 2958 nucleotides long. RefSeq lists its product as uncharacterized. The record is from RefSeq and is a predicted model, not a curated record. Gene Ontology annotation, biological process: transcription initiation at RNA polymerase I promoter; nucleolar large rRNA transcription by RNA polymerase I. Gene Ontology annotation, molecular function: TBP-class protein binding; RNA polymerase I core promoter sequence-specific DNA binding; RNA polymerase I general transcription initiation factor activity. Gene Ontology annotation, cellular component: RNA polymerase I core factor complex. Bases 1 to 2958 code for a protein of 985 amino acids. NCBI's taxonomy places the organism in Eukaryota, Fungi, Ascomycota, Eurotiomycetes, Eurotiales, Aspergillaceae. The transcript has 3 exons.